This is a messenger RNA of Ziziphus jujuba (common jujube), 2111 nucleotides long. RefSeq names its product tRNA (guanine(37)-N1)-methyltransferase 2. Bases 229 to 1713 code for a protein of 494 amino acids. Gene Ontology annotation, cellular component: cytoplasm. The transcript is spliced from 12 exons. The record is from RefSeq and is a predicted model, not a curated record. Gene Ontology annotation, biological process: tRNA N1-guanine methylation. NCBI's taxonomy places the organism in Eukaryota, Viridiplantae, Streptophyta, Magnoliopsida, Rosales, Rhamnaceae.
CAAACACGAAAAGUGGGCUUUGGGUUGCUCAUAUCCAAACUGACACUGUUGCCCAAAAUACAUUUUUUUUUUUUAUUCUUCUUCUAUCUCCGCCAUUUUUAUAUGCUUAAACCCUAGUGCCCCUUCUGAAAGAGUGUUUUGUGUUAAAGUUAUAGGGUGGUUGCAUUGGCUUCGAAAAUUUUGAAUAGUUUAGUUGCGAAUUAACUUUUCGGUGAAUUGAAAACUGCAAUGUUGGACGGAAGCAAAUUUGAUGUGCAUUUAAAACUGCGGGCACUUCGAAUCCCUCGCGAGCUUUGCAAGGUCGCCACCCGAAUACUAAAUGGCUAUUUACUUGAUAAGGCCCGCAUUAAACCCAUUACGGAAGAUCCAACAUGUGAAAAAAACCGUUACAUGAUAUUAUCAGAAAGGGUUCAAACUUCCGAUUUAUCUGAAAUCCCAGAACAAAAACUUGAUGAGUUGAGAGGAUUAUGCAAGAUCGAGGUAGUUCCCUAUUCAUUGACUCUUGGAUACUCAUACUGGAGUGCAGAUCAUAUUUUGAAGCAGAUUCUGCCUCCUGGAGUUGAGGUUCCUUCAUCGUUUGAAACCAUAGGUCAUGUUGCCCAUCUGAACAUACAUGAUGAAUUACUUCCCUACAAGGAUGUUAUUGCAAAAGUUAUCUAUGAUAAAAAUUAUCCAAGAAUCAAAACUGUUGUAAACAAAGUUGGAACAAUUACAAAUGAGUUCCGUGUGCCAAAAUUUGAAGUUCUAGCAGGAGAAAAUGAUAUGGUUACAGAAGUGAAGCAAUAUGGGUGUACUUUUAAGCUUGAUUACAGCUUGGUGUAUUGGAAUUCAAGAUUGGAGCAUGAACACAUAAGGAUGGUUUCUCAAUUUCAAGCAGGGGAGAUCAUUUGUGACAUGUUUGCUGGUAUUGGUCCUUUCGCUAUUCCUGCAGCACAGAAAGGAUGCAUUGUAUUUGCAAAUGACCUAAAUCCAGAUAGCGUUCGUUAUCUGAAGAUUAAUGCGCAAACUAACAAGGUUGAUGAUCGUGUUUUUGCAUACAAUUGUGAUGCAAGGGAAUUCAUUUCUCAAAUGAUGACAGUGCCAGAAUGUGCGACAGAAUUGAACUCCAGUGUCUCUACAUCAACCUACAAGCAAAAUGGCAUGCAGCUGAAUUCAGAAAAAUCAGAAAACGGAAGGCUAACUGUCAAUGUGAAAGAAGUACCAGAGGAUAUUAUAAAUAAUCUGGAGGGUAGACGAGGCUCAAGUAGGAGUUCAGAUGCAUCAGUAGCUUCAGUUAAAAGACUUUCAGAUGAAUGUCAAACAGGUAUUUCUGUUGCUGAUAGGAGAAAAGGAAGUCAAAAUAAGAGAAUGCGGGGCUCUGAGAUUUCUAACAUAAAGACCUGGGAGCAUAUUGAUCAUGUAUUAAUGAACCUCCCUGCUUCUGCCCUUCAUUUUCUAGAUGCAUUUAAGGGCCUAGUCCAGAGGAAAUAUUGGAGAGGACCUCUCCCAUGGAUUCACUGCUAUUGCUUCAUGCGGGCUAAUGAAACCCAGGAAUAUAUUAUUUCAGUGGCUGAGUAUGCCUUGAAUACCCAGGUACAAGACCCAAUAUUUCAUAGGGUCAGAGAUGUUGCUCCAAACAAGGCGAUGUUUUGUUUGAGCUUUCGUCUGCCAGAAGCAUGCUUUAGUGAAAAUGUCUCUAGCAGAAUAAAUCAUACUGCUGUUGGGGAUGGAUAAUCAAGCACGACUUCAUUCUGUUGGAAAGAUAAUUUCACAUUUUCUUUAACGGCCAGCCCUAAUUUGAUUGGUUUGGUUUCGACUUGCCCAGCUAACAGAAAAAGGAAUCAUAGAGGAAAUGAGGAAUGUGAAGACAAACAAUUCUGCCUCUGCGCGGAGAAGUAGUAAAUGAAAGCAAUCAAGACAGCUGAUCCUCCUUAGUACACAACUGUUAGUGUAACGAUAGACAAUAUCAACUAGCUUGGCGAAAAUGGAAGAUGUAAUAAUAUUGUUGGCGAUGCCUUCAGAUGAAACUUGUUUUAAAGAAUAACGUGAGAAAUCGAUAUAAAUUAACAAUAAUGGAAACCUUUAAAGGCAAACUUUUACUAUCAAAAGCAUUCGUAAUUGCUUUUCACUGA